UUCAUUUCUCAAUGGUUCUCAAUUUCAUCUUCUUCUAGGGAUCCAACUCUCCCAAUACUACAUUUUCCAAAAGAUGGCAUACGCUAAUAUCUUUCCGGCAUUCUUUUUUGCAUUUCUGAUCAUUCCAACUUCCUUGGCAGCAGGAAAUGCGGAUCGUAGCUAUGUCGAAGACGCCUGCAGCGUGACAAGGUACCGUGACCUAUGCAUCCACUCGCUAGCAUCGUUUUCGAGCAUAGCAAAGAAGAGCCCCAGCCGGUGGGCUAGAGCUGGGGUUUCGGUGACAUUGGGAGAGACCAAAAACGUUGCUGGGUACUUGGUCACACUCAAGAAGCAAAAGAACGGCAUGAAGGGAAAGAGUGGAGCUGCUCUAUCCGAUUGCAUCGAGUGUUUCGGCAAUGCAAUCGAUGAGCUUCACAAAUCGCUUGGUGUACUAAGAAAGCUGAGCAGAACUACAUUCGUCACGCAAAUGGGGAACCUUAACACAUGGCUGAGCGCCGCUCUUACUGACGGAAAUACAUGCCUGGACGGUUUUGAGGAGGAUCAGAGAGGAAAACAAAUCAAAUCGCUUCAGAGUCGGGUUUUGAGAGCAACUCGUUUCACCAGUAACGCGCUGGCUCUUGCUAACAAACUUGCUGCCACUGGCUUGGAAAGCUUCCCUGAUCCAUAGGAAUGAGACUUGUCAAGUGUACUUUAUCAUAAUAUGUACUCUAUAAUAAGAGCAAUGCUAGCUGAGCCAAAAGGGCUAGCUGGAUUUCCUUUUUUUUCAAACUGCAACGAAUUAGUUGUUCUGAUUAGUGGUUACUUUAUUUAAAUUAUAA
Argentina anserina (silverweed cinquefoil) is the source of this 818-nucleotide messenger RNA. RefSeq names its product pectinesterase inhibitor 6-like. Gene Ontology annotation, molecular function: enzyme inhibitor activity. The transcript has a single exon. The record is from RefSeq and is a predicted model, not a curated record. Lineage: Eukaryota; Viridiplantae; Streptophyta; Magnoliopsida; Rosales; Rosaceae. Gene Ontology annotation, biological process: negative regulation of catalytic activity. Bases 74 to 667 code for a protein of 197 amino acids.